AUGACAUAUCAAUAUUUUAAUAAAUUACAAAGUAUAAUAAAUGAAUAUUCAUCGACUACAUCAUUGGUUUUUGCUGUUAUUAAAUGUUUAUGUUCUUCAUAUUCUAUUGAAAUAAUAAAAAAAUUCGAACAUAAUUUUUCCCAAAAACUCAAUUAUGGUCACAUACUUAUCCUUAUUACAUGCCCAUUAUAUCUCAAAUGGUAUCCAUCUUAUUAUGACGCGGAACUUUUUCGUCAAAUACCACGAAUAUUAUUAAGUCCAUUUGCUCAAUGGCUGAUAAGUUGUCAUUCGAAUUCAAUUAUUCAUUGUUCUAAGGAUUUUGAAAAUAUCCUACGUCGUUUAAAUAGUGCUGUUGUUCGUCUUAUCGAAUGGGAAAAUGUCAAUAUUUCAAAUCAAGAAUUUUAUAAUGAUUAUUGCAGAUUAGUUUCUAAAUGGUCAUCAUUGUUAUCAGUGAUACUUAAGUAUUCAUCGGAUGAUUCGAAUACUAUAUCAAUAAAAAAAAUUAUCGUUCAUAAUUUGUACGAUUUUACAUUACAUACAAAUGUACUAGAUUUUAUGAAAACUAUACCAAAUUUAAUUCCAAUGCUACUUCAAAUGACCGAUGUUGAAGAAGAUGCAACACAAUUGCAUACUUAUCGUUGUUUGGGUAAAUUGAUGAGUGAAAUAGAUAUUAAAACUAUGGCAAAUCCGAAUUUUGUUCAACAUGAUCAAGUCAAAGUUGAAUUAAUAAAACAAAAUGCACUUCAAUUACUUAUACGAUGUAUAAUUGAAAUUGAAUUUGAUCCAAUUAAAGUCAAACCAAUAGUUCUCGAAAUUCUUCUUGCACUUUCAUUUAAUAAUGAUGCUUUAUCAACUUUAAGACAAAAUAUAAAUUUUAUGUUAACAAUUCGAAAUCUUGUCAAUAGUACCAAUUCGAAUAAAUCAAAUUUACAACGAGCUGCUGAAGCUCUUCUUUGGAAAUUAGAAAAAGAAGCUGAAGCUGUUGCUAAAUUAACUAAUUCAAAAUCAUAUAAAUACGAUAUUAUGAUAAGUUAUUCACAUAGUGACCGACAAUUAUGUUAUCAAAUUCAUGAACGACUUAUUCAAGAUGGAUUUAGCGUUUGGAUCGAUCGUGAUAAUAUGUAUGGAACUACAAUGAUGGCUAUGGCAGAAGCUAUUGAAAAUUCUGAAUUUAUUCUCAUAUAUAUGUCAGAUACAUAUAAACAAAGUGUCUAUUGUCAAUCGGAAGCACAUUAUGCAUUUGAACGACGCUGCCAUUUGAUACCACUUAUUAUGAAACCUUGUUAUAAGCCUGAUGGAUGGCUCGGUAUUAUGAAAGAUGUUUCUAAUAGUGAUGACAUUGAAAAUGAAGUAUUUCAAAAUGGACGCAAGAGUGAAUUACCUGAUUGCAUUACUCAAUGGACUAAUAAACAUGUUCAAUCAUUUUUUCUAACAAACGGACUUGAUAAUACUAUGCUUCUUCUAUGUUUACGACUGGAUGGUCAUCGACUUUUACAGUUCUAUGAAAUUUGUAUGAUCAAUCGUGAAUCAAUGUAUCAAUCAUUGAAAAGUGAAUUAGCCAAUGUACAUCAGAAAACGUUAACAAUUAGUGAUUAUGUUACUUUUCUUCAUGAAAUUCAACGUUAUAUUCCAUUAACACGUACCAUUUCUCAACCUGCAUCAUUAUCUUUACCUUCUUCUACAGUUUGA
Rotaria sordida is the source of this 1689-nucleotide messenger RNA. The record is from the annotation of a GenBank genome assembly. NCBI's taxonomy places the organism in Eukaryota, Metazoa, Rotifera, Eurotatoria, Philodinida, Philodinidae.